CCAUUGUUGUCGCUUCGUCAGCAGCGGGAGCUCCAGCGGCGGCAGAGACGCUACAAGAUGGAGGACGUUUUCCAGCCCAGAGUCCUGCUGCGCACUGCAGAUGUUAAAAAAGAGGCUGAUAUGAACCAGCAGGAGGCGCUGCGCCUCCAGAUAAAGGAGGAAGAGGAAGAACUCUGUGUGAGUCAUGAAGGAGAGCAGCUCAGAGUGAAGCAGGAGACAGACGGCAGGUUUCCAUCUACUGCAGCUCCCAUCAGCAGUAAGGAUGUUAAAGAAGAGCCUCCAGAAGAACAGAGUCCUGAUGUGGAUCCUUUCAAAGUAAAAGAGGAAAAUAAUCAAAUGUGCUGCCGUCAGGAAGACGAGCUGUUCAGAGUGAAGGAGGAGCCUGAUUAUUCCAGGCUCCCAUUAAAUAUUGUUUAUGUAAAUAGUGAGGAUGAUGAAGAGAAACCAGUGAUGUCUCAGCUUCAUCAGCAGCAGACAGGAAAUGGAGAUCUUCCAACCAGCAGCUCAGGCGACCAGAUAAAAGCAGAAAUUGAAGUGGAGAUCAGUGGAGCAGCAGAGUCCAGCAGGAACCCAGAUCCAAAUACUGCUGGAGGAACUUUGAGCCAAUCAGAGACUGAAGAGGAGGAGGAGGAUGAAGAGGAUGAAGAUGAUGUGAACCAGCAGAGUAAAACAUUGUCAGAGUCUGAGACUGAAGACAUUCAUCAAAAAUCACAUUUGGACAUACUUGGAAACAUUCCUGUUGGUGACGAACCUUUUGGUUGUGAUUUUUGUGGGAAAAGAUUUUCCUUAAAGUCUUCUUUAAACAAUCACGUAAAAAUCCACACAGGGGAGAAAUCAUGUGAUUUCUGUGGAAAAACUUUUAACUCAAGUUCAGACUUAAAGAAACACAUGAGAGUUCACACAGGAGAGAAACCUUUUUGUUGCGAGGAUUGUGGAAAAAGAUUUUCCCUAAGUGCAUCUUUAAACAGACACAUGAGAAUUCACACAGGAGAAAAAACAUUUGCUUGUGAUGUUUGUGGGAAAAGAUUUACCUUAAGCUCAUAUUUGGAAAAACACAUGAGAAUCCACACACAAGAAAAACUCUUUGGUUGUAAUGAUUGUGGAGAAACAUUUUCCUUACAGCUAUGUUUAAAGAGACACAUGAGGAUCCACACAGGAGAGAAACCGUUUGGUUGUGAUGUUUGUGGUAAAAGAUUUAACUUAAAGUCUAAUUUAAACGUACACAUGAGAGUUCACACGGGACAGAAACCCUUCGGUUGUGAUGAAUGUGGUUUAAAAUUUAGCACAAAUUCUAAUUUAAAGGAACACAUGAGAAUCCACAAGGAUGAAAAAGCCUUUGCUUGUGAUGAAUGUGGAAAAAGAUUUAACGUAAAGUCUAGUUUAAAGAGACACAUGAAAAGCCACAAAGGUGAACGACCUUUUAGUUGUGAUAUCUGUGGGAAAAGACUCGCCUUGAAGUCCAGCUUAAAGAGACACAUGAAGAUCCACAUGGAAGACCAACCUUAUUUGUUUGUGGGAAAAGAUCCACCUUAAAGUCAUCUUUGAACAAUCUCCUGAAUGACCAGAGGUGAAAACCUUCAGGUUGUGAUGGCUGUGGAAUCCAACAGGAGGAACUGGAAGACUCUGAAAGUUGCUUUUAAGUAGAAAUGCUACAAUUUAUUUUUAGUUGUGAUGUUUGUGGAAAAAGAUUUUCCUCAAAAUCAAAUUUAAAGAUAAAUGUGAACAUUGGGUUUGGGGAUUUAUUCUAUCAUUUCUGUGAUAAAUUUCUUAGUAUAAGAAUUUAUUGUUGUUAUAGUAAAUCCCAAUUAAUGUUUAAAACUCUCCAAACCGUCUGUAUUGUUGGUUUUACUAUUUUCUCCUGUUUGUUGAAUGAAAGUAUCAAUAAAUAUUGUUUGGAUU
Molecule: messenger RNA, 1899 nt
Organism: Xiphophorus hellerii (green swordtail)
Lineage: Eukaryota; Metazoa; Chordata; Actinopteri; Cyprinodontiformes; Poeciliidae
Product: zinc finger protein 501-like
Exons: 3
Coding region: 58-1533 (491 amino acids)
Biological process (GO): regulation of immune system process; regulation of cytokine production; negative regulation of transcription by RNA polymerase II
Cellular component (GO): nucleoplasm
Molecular function (GO): DNA-binding transcription repressor activity, RNA polymerase II-specific; RNA polymerase II cis-regulatory region sequence-specific DNA binding
Source: RefSeq, a predicted model, not a curated record